Molecule: messenger RNA, 1887 nt
Organism: Colletotrichum spaethianum
Lineage: Eukaryota; Fungi; Ascomycota; Sordariomycetes; Glomerellales; Glomerellaceae
Exons: 3
Coding region: 1-1887 (628 amino acids)
Source: RefSeq, a predicted model, not a curated record
AUGCCGGAGAGCUGGGGCAGCCAAUCACCAGGAUACAGCCCGGGAUAUCCAGACGACUACUACGACGAUGCGUAUUCUACCGGAGACGAAGAUAGCCAGAUGAGCCGUCGCAGCGGAUCGCCGUAUGGCGGCGACGUAGGCGACGAGAGCAAGCUGGUGAGGAGCGCGAGUUUGGGCAAAAUGUCGAAGCCGUCAAUCGUCAUGAAUCGAGCACCGAGCAGCGGAGAUCCAUUGCCGCAGGAGGGACAGGAACUACAACUACAGGAACCGUCACGGGCGUCGCCCAGUCCUAUGAAACUCCCCGUCAGCCCGUUUGAUGGUGGAACGGCGUACUAUGAGGGUUCCAGCUCGUCCGGUACAGUGCCCACCAUGGCCGGCACAGCCAACACGCCCUCGCUCACGGCCGAUGCAAUGCUUGGCGCUUAUGCUGCUGCCAGCGCAACAGACCCGACAGGAACGAGGAAAUUCACACCAUCGCCGCGACCAUACAACCGCUUGUCAGCUAUUCGGCGCCCGCCAAAACUCGGACUCGACAUGGACUCGGUCAGGGAGAUGGAGUCCAGGGGUAGCAUGACCAGCCUGCCAGACCUCAUCAAGCGUGCAACCCGCCUAGCUACCCUGAUUGACCGCGGACGAAGACCUGCGAGUCGAUUCGAGAUGGACGACGGGGUGUGGCCAGACGAGAAGGCAUUCGGGCGCGAGGGGGAGCAACAAGUGUCUACCAUGUCUUCUGCUGAAAAGCAUCAGUCAGGCCUGUCCGACAUGUUGGCCGCGUUUCCUCCACCUGCGGCUACAACUCCUAACCCGCCGAAUAGGGGCAGCUGGUUUAGACGAGCCUCUACUACUUCGUGGCCAUUAGCACCUGGCAGUCGAGGCAGCACUCCGCAGCCCGUAACUCGAGCGAUGGCAGCAAGGGGGUCCCCACUGACCAGACUCGAAUCCAAUGACGAUAACGAUGAGGUGUCGUCAACCAGGCGCCGCAGAAAAUGCUGCGGUCUUCCUCUGUGGGCCUUUAUCGUCAUUGUCAUCAUCGUAUUGGGCAUCAUUGCCGCCGCUAUCGUAGUUCCCCUCGAAUUCUUCGUCUUCAGGCGUAACCGGACUAGUGCCCCUCCUACAGCAGAGCCGGCUUUAUCCCAAUGUCAAAACCAGCUCAAGUGCGAAAACGGCGGAACGAAUGUCAUAUCUCAAGGCGUUUGCUCGUGCAUUUGUAUCAAUGGGUUUACCGGGCAGACUUGCGCCGUGGCCGGAGCCACAGGAUGCACUACCGCAAACCUCAUGGGGAAUUCCACCUCGACUAAUUUCAGUAAUGUCACUCUUGGCCAGGCGGUACCACGGCUGCUUCAACAAGCUCAGACGAACUUCUCAAUCCCCCUGGACGGAACCGACAUUCUAGCCAAGUUCAACACGGAAAGCCUGUCGUGCAUUGCGCAAAACUCGCUCGUCACGUUUGACGGACGCUCGUCUCGCACAGGCACUCCCAGUUCUGGCAGUAAUGCGGUAGCCAACGUUGCCAUUCCGGUGCAGAUCAUUACCAUUCGCCCCGGGGAAGCGGCUACCAUCACGAUCGGCAUCAACCUGCCCGAUGGCCAUCUCCGCCCAUCGCCAGACAUCGUUGGCGGAUUCACGACGCUUUCGGGUCCCUUCCGGCGCUACCAGCUCGACCAUGUGGGCUACGGUCCCUUGGAUGUCUACUCCAACAGCGUCUACUCCAAUAGCGUCCACCUCAACAGCGCUGCCCGAGACGACGUCCUUCGUGCCUCCGCCGGUGACCACCAUUCCGCCGACGAACACCACAGCAACUCCCCAGGGUCCGCUGUUUCCCUCGAUUCCGGUGUCUUCCGCGCCAGCGCCCAGCCCUACAUUCACGGUUACGGAAGAGACACUUGA